Molecule: messenger RNA, 558 nt
Organism: Diplodia corticola
Lineage: Eukaryota; Fungi; Ascomycota; Dothideomycetes; Botryosphaeriales; Botryosphaeriaceae
Product: spry domain-containing
Exons: 1
Coding region: 1-558 (185 amino acids)
Source: RefSeq, a predicted model, not a curated record
AUGUGCACCUCCCCAACCACCGUCUACAGCUGCGGCCACACCAAGCCCGACCACAUCAUUGAGUUCUGCUACGCCGACGACGAGGGCGACUGCGGUCAAAUCCACACCCGCUUUGAGCACCUCCCGCGCAAAUGCCCCGGCUGCAUGCGCAGGGCGCACGACGAGCUUGAGCACAAGAGGAGGGUUUCAUCGCACGACGACGAAGACGACGACGUCGCGCCUCUGUCGCUAGCGGCCGACGCGGCGUCCCCGCCCUCUUCAUCGACGUCGCCCAGGUCUACGUUUCCAUAUUCUCCAAAGGGUGAGUGCUCACCUGCAGCCGAAGAGACGGCAACUAAAGUUGGUCGGCAGUCAUCCGCCGUCACCACUACUGAGGCAGAUGCCGCAACGUCGCCGCAAUGUAAGCCGAUUCGGAGUUCGCCGAUGCGCGAGCGUUGCGGCGACGACAUCGGAAGGGAAAAUGCCGCUCUUGGCGCCGACGUCAACGGCGAGAGCAGCAGAGGCAACCGUGUCUCCGUUCUCAUGCCCCAAAACGUAUUGCUCUGUUGGCGACGCUGA